This is a messenger RNA of Symbiodinium natans, 1278 nucleotides long. Lineage: Eukaryota; Dinophyceae; Suessiales; Symbiodiniaceae. The record is from the annotation of a GenBank genome assembly.
AUGUCCGACAUGUCCGAUGCUUCGGUCGAAGUGGACGUCGUAGCUGCCACCUCUGUAAUCAGCGCAUGCGAAACAGGACAGGUUUGGCAAUCUGCCCUGUUGAUCUCACAAAGUACGACGCAGUGCGGACUACCCCCGGAUGUUGUCUGCCGCGGUGCUACACUUAGCGCUUGUGAGAAGGGCUCUCAGUGGAGCUUAGCAUUUCAUCUCGGAAGCAUUCAGGGCGACGCGCAAUCACAAAGCUCGCAUGUCCAAAACUCUUGCUUGGCAGCCAGUGCCAAAGUUGCCGAGUGGCGAGCAGCGAUUGAGAUGGCACUAUCGCUACAGCAUAAACGUGGACAACUGGAUGUCCUGAGUUACGGCAGCGUCCUGCAUGCAUGUGAUGUCAGUUUGAGAUGGCAGCGCGCAGUGCAUAUCCUCUCUCACAUGCAGACAGAGGGACCACAUCCAAACAUUGUAGCUUUUUCCUCGGCGAUCAGUGCGGUAUCUGCCUCCUUGAGAGGUGGCACAUGGGCUCUGCGAGCAUUAGCGGCCUUGAGCACAAGCAGGUUGAAGGCAAACGCGAUUUGCUGCAAUGCAGCAAUUUCAGCAUGUGCAGCUUCCACCCUGUGGUCUGAAAGCAUCCACGUUUUCGGCAACAUGCUGCGCCGUGGACCAGCUCCAACUACGGUCACGCACGGAGCCGUCAUGGCCGUUGCAGAGAGAACAGGGAGGUGGCAUGACGUGCUGCACCUCCUAUCAAUCGGGCAUCAUUCCGGCCUGCGGCCAAGUCUUGUGACAUGCGCCACAUCACUUGCAGCGUGCCGUGGGGACCGUGGAGCCUGGACCCAUGCGACCCAUCUCUUCGAACGCUGCUACAAACGUUACAAUGGCCCAUUGCAGACCCCAACGCUGGUGGUGGCCAACGCCCUCAUUGGGGCCUACAGCGUGGCCGGCAGGUGGCAAGCUGCCCUGGGCGUCUUGGAUGGCUUGCAUGGUUGGAUGCUUCAACCUGAUGUUCUUUCACUUUCAACUGCGUCAUCUGCCGUCGUCGGUUGCAGGGAAGCUCUGGGUGCAUGGAUGCAGACCCUGGGUCUCUUGAGCAUUUUCGAAGCCUCCGCCUUGCAGCCCGACUAUGCAAGCUUGGACUCCAUGCUGUCAAUGUGUGAUCGCGAUCGACAGCCAACGUCUGUGAUCCUAGGAAUGCUGCAGAUUUCUGCUACGAAAGCGCUGGUCGAUUUAGUAGAAAUGGCGCGUGCUCUCGGCGCCUGCAUUCCUCAGCACAUCACUGCGAGAUGA